Elgaria multicarinata webbii is the source of this 1582-nucleotide messenger RNA. It is a transcript of the gene DHRS1, whose product is annotated as dehydrogenase/reductase 1. The coding region runs from base 188 to 1189 and encodes 333 amino acids. The record is from RefSeq and is a predicted model, not a curated record. The transcript has a single exon. NCBI's taxonomy places the organism in Eukaryota, Metazoa, Chordata, Lepidosauria, Squamata, Anguidae.
CGGCUCGCCAACCUCCGCCCCCCUCGCUCAUGGGAGUGGCGGCGGAGAUGGAAACGGCAUUUAAGCCUCGCACCCCAACUGGUUCCGCCGCUCUCCCAGCAUCCGUCGCGCCUCCGCGAUCCAGGCCAGCAAGCUCGACCGGUGCCUUCCUUGACUUUCCUUCUGCCCUGCUGCUGCCGCCAUUGCAAUGGCGGGUCUCCCCAAGCCUCUGUCCGGGCGGGUCUGCGUGGUGACCGGCGCCUCGCGGGGCAUCGGCAAAGGCAUCGCGCUGCAGCUGUCGGAGGCGGGCGCCACCGUGUACAUCACGGCGCGGCAUCGGGAAGCUCUGGAGCUGGCGGCGGCCGAGGUGCAAGGCCGCGGCGGGAAAUGCGUGCCGGUGGUGUGCGACUCUUCCCGGGAAGAAGAAGUGGCGGCCCUGUUCGAGCGCGUCCGCCAGGAACAGGCCGGCCGCUUGGACGUCUUGGUCAACAACGCCUUCUCGGGGGUGAAUGCCAUCACCGAAGAGAUCGGGUUGCCCUUCUGGGAGAGCUCAACCUCCCUCUGGGACCAGGUCAACAACGCAGGCCUGAGGGGCCACUACAUCUGCGCGGUCUACGCUGCCCAACUCAUGGUACCCGCCGGGCAAGGGCUCAUCGUCAUCAUCUCCUCGCCUGGGGGGCUGCGAUACAUGUUCGACGUGCCCUACGGCGUGGGCAAGGCCGCCUGUGACCGCCUGGCCAUGGACUGUGCCGUCGAAUUACGUCCCUUCGGCGUGGCCUGCGUGGCACUGUGGCCCGGCCUCGUUAGCACUGAAAAAGUGAAAGAGCAAGCAGGGAAGGACUCCACCGCAGCAAUAUUCAAGGACCUAAAGAAGAGACUCGACCUUAUGGCAGAGACCCCCGAAGUGAGCGGGAAGUGUGUAGUUGGCCUGGCCUCUGACCCCCAUGUCAUGCGUCACAGUGGUAAGGUUCUCCUCUCUCCAGACCUUGCCCACCUUUAUCAAUUCAAGGAUGUGGAUGGGAGAGAUGUCUUCAACUAUACUUCGGUUCGGGACAUCCUUACAGAAAUGAUGCCCAAGCUGUCUGGCCUUUUCCGCCUCAUUCCUCGGUUCAUCACUUUACCUAAGUGGGUUCUUACCCUGUAUUCUAGCAAGUUCAGUGUUUACCCACCCCUUAUGCCAGGAAAUGUUAAAUCAACUAAAAAAAGCUAAUAUAUUACAGUACAGGGUUAUGGGGAUGUCUUACAGUAGCGUUUUCUGAUUGUUCAAAAUUUCAUUUUGACAUUUUCCUGACAACUGGAUUGUGUGUUUUUUUUAAAAAAAAAAUGCUGUGAGGGAAUUUCUAAGUUUGAAAAUAAUUUUCAGGAUCUGUUUUGGACCUUUCCUCAGAAACUAAGGGUUUAUUGUAAGCAUGAUUUCUCGCCUUAGGAGUUUAACUCCUCUUUCUGCAGUAUCUCCUUUCUUUGUAUUUGCCAGAAAGUAGCCUUUAAAAGUUUUCUCAUAAUUAUUCAAUUAUUAGCCCAAAUCCUUGGGUGUAUGAUGUAUCUCAGAUAUGACAGAACUAGCUGCUACAAACUAUGCUACUAUUAAAUAUAUUUGCUUUGA